Armigeres subalbatus is the source of this 3600-nucleotide messenger RNA. RefSeq lists its product as uncharacterized. The record is from RefSeq and is a predicted model, not a curated record. Gene Ontology annotation, molecular function: nucleic acid binding. Lineage: Eukaryota; Metazoa; Arthropoda; Insecta; Diptera; Culicidae. Gene Ontology annotation, biological process: DNA integration. The coding region runs from base 1 to 3600 and encodes 1199 amino acids. The transcript has 2 exons.
AUGGACCAAAGGAAAGUGAAUACCUUCGCCUUUCUCGACGAUGGGUCGUCCUUGACACUUAUUGAGGAUAGCCUGGCGAAGAAACUUGGUGUUAAUGGUGUUAAGGCGCCACUAUGUUUGCUGUGGACGGGGAAUAUGACUAGAACGGAGAACGAUUCGAAGCAGUUGUCGUUAAUCGUUUCGUCGACUGAUGGGAGAAAGUAUUCACUGGAAGAAGUUCAAACCGUUAAGGAGCUAUCAUUACCUACGCAAACACUUUCGUACGAUCAGCUGUCGAAGCAGUACGGCCAUCUCAAGGGACUGCCGGUGGCGAGCUACACCAAAGCAGUUCCAAAACUGCUGAUCGGAGUUAACAACCUGGAGUUGAUAGUCCCAUUGAAGACGCGCGAAGGAAUUAGACGCGAACCAGUGGCUGUGAAAACAAGAUUAGGUUGGUGUAUAUAUGGUGGUUCAGCGGACUACAGUCAGAUGGCGUCGAUCAACUACCAUGCCUGUGGGUGUGUCGCCGAUCAAACGCUGCACGAUCUCGUCAAAGAUUUCUUCACCACGGACGAAGUUGGAACGAAACCAGUAGCACCACUUGUGUCGGAUGAAGAGAAGCGUGCACAACGAAUACUAGAGGAGUCAACUGUCCGGGUAGGCGACCACUUCGAGACCGGCCUUCUGUGGAAAUUCGACCACAUAGAGCUCCCCGAAAGCUAUAACAUGGCUCUGCGGCGGCUUGAGUGCCUGGAAAGACGUAUGAACCGGAAUCCAGAACUGAAGCAAGCAUUACAACAACAACUGGAAGACUACCAACAGAAAGGCUAUGCCCAUCGCGCAACCAAAGAAGAACUAGCUAACGGCGACAUACGCCGUGUGUGGUAUCUACCGCUAGGAGCAGUUGUUAACCCUCGUAAACCGGGAAAGGUUCGCAUGAUAUGGGAUGCAAGAGCGGCAGUCAAUGGUAUCUCACUAAAUUCAGUGCUGCUAAAAGGUCCGGAUCAGCUGACUUCGCUUUCCGGUGUACUAUUGCGCUUUCGUCAGUUUAAUGUUGGAGUUUCUUCAGAUAUAAAGGAAAUGUUCCAUCAAAUCUACAUACGGAAAGAAGACCGCCACUCUCAACGAUUCCUUUGGCGCAACGAUCCUUCCGACGUACCAGAGGUGUAUUUCAUGAAUGUAGCCACCUUUGGUUCAACUUGCUCCCCAGCGGCAGCCCAAUAUGUGAAAAACAAAAACGCCAAAGAUUACCAAGAAUUGUAUCCCCGAGCGGUCGAAGGCAUUCUUAACAACCACUACGUGGACGAUUCGCUAGAGAGCUAUGAAUCUGUUCACGAAGCUAUCGAAGUCUCCCAACAAAUGCGUUUCGUUCACCAGCAAGCCGGUUUCGAACUGAGGAAUUGGCUAUCGAACAGCAGUGACCUUUUGAUUGCUUUGGGAGUAUCUAUGGAUUCAUCCAAACAAGAUAAGGCUUUUACUACUGACAAACAAACAGACUAUGAUCGGGUUCUCGGGCUCUUGUGGUUGACGCAGGAAGACGCCUUCAGUUUCUCAACUGAAAUGAAACCUGAAAUCGUUAAUUCGUUAAGAGACGAUGAACGUCCUACAAAAAGACAGAUGUUGAAGUGUCUGAUGUCGCUCUUUGACCCACUCGGCCUACUGAGCCUCUUCGUGGUACAUGGCAAAAUCUUGCUGCAAGAAGUAUGGAGAGAAGGGAUACAAUGGGACGAAAAAGUGAAUGACGGUCUGCAUCAAAGGUGGAAAAAUUGGACAAACCUGAUCAAGGAUGUCGCAAGUCUUAAGAUACCUCGCUGCUACUUCCCAGGUGCUACCAAAGAGCGGUACCGAAAUCUCCAACUGCACAUAUUUGUGGAUGCCAGCGAAUCUGCGUAUUGCGCAGUAGUCUACUUUCGCACUUCGAACUCCGACGGUUUCCCCGAGUGUGCACUUGUCUCGGCGAAAACAAAGGUGGCCCCGCUGAAGACUGUUUCAAUACCUCGCUUGGAGCUGCUAGCCGCAGUGCUCGGUGCUCGUCUCUCACAGUUCGUCGAAGAAAACCACACACUGAAAGUUACACGAAAAGUCUUCUGGAGCGACUCCGCAACAGUUCUUUCCUGGCUGCGAGCUAAUCAUCGCAGAUAUAAACAAUUUGUAGCCUGCAGAAUAGGAGAAUUAAUUACGACCACCGAUGUCGAAGACUGGCGUUGGGUUCCCUCCAAAGAAAAUCCAGCCGACAUUGCCACGAAGUGGGGAAAUGGCCCAGACCUAAACGCAAACAGUGUCUGGUUCAAGGGACCAGCGUUCCUUCAACUAGCGGAAUCAGAAUGGCCGGUACAACGAACGUUGACGUCACCUACCGAAGAAGAGCUACGUCCUUGCUUCGUUCAUGGGACAGUUCAAACUGCUGGAGGUUUGAUGGAACUAGAUAGAUUUUCUCAACUGAAACGUGCUAUACGGUCCGUCGCCUACGUGUACCGAUUCAUAAGCAACAUCAAGAAGAAGCUAGCAAGACAUGAGUUAUUCGUAGGUCCAUUAUCCUCAGAAGAGCUACGAAAGGGAGAAAGUCUACUAAUCCGCGAGACACAGUGGCAGUGCUUCCCAGAUGAGAUGGUGACCUUGAUAAGCAACCAGACGAAACCUCCAAAUGAGCGAAUCUAUGUGGGAAAAAGCAGCGCUCUCUAUCAGCUAUGUCCAAUCUUAGACGAACAAGGCAUCAUUCGAAUGGAUAGCAGAAUAGCGGAGGCUCCAAAUGUCAGGAAGGAGAUGAAAUUUCCAGUAAUCCUUCCUAGGAGUCACAAGUUCACUACCUUGCUGCUGGAAUACUAUCACCGUAAGUACCGACACGGCAACACCGAAACUGUCGCGAACGAAGUUCGUCAGCUGUAUUAUGUCCCGAGACUCAGAAGGGCGAUUAACAGCGUUGCCAAAGCGUGCCAGUGGUGUCGCGUGUACAAGAGCUUACCGCAGAUUCCCCGCAUGGCGCCGCUCCCGUUAGCCAGGAUGGCGUCAUUCGCCAGACCCUUUACGUAUACUGGCCUGGACUUUUGGACCGUUGACGGUGAAGUGCACAUCGAGGUGGCUCAUAAUCUCACUACGGACUCGUGCGUCAAAUGUAUUCGACGCUUCAUCUGCCGCCGAGGUGCACCGGCCGAGAUCUAUUCAGACAACGGCACGAAUUUCGUGGGAGCCGCUAGACUACUGAAGGAGCAAAUUGAGGACCUGGCCGUAACUUUCACUGGGACCACUACCAAUUGGGUAUUCAAUCCGCCUGGAACUCCGCACAUGGGUGGAGCCUGGGAGCGGAUGGUCCGCUCUAUCAAAGUGGCGGUGGAGACGUCGUACAACAACCAUCGCAAGCUGGAUGACGAAGCGUUGAUUACAUUCAUGGUGGAAGCCGAAGCUAUCGUUAAUACACGACCACUAACGUAUUUGCCACUAACGUCGGACGAGAGCGAGGCACUCACACCGAACCAUUUCUUGCUGGGAAACUCGUGUGGCGUUCGGCAACCAGUGGUCGAGGCAACCGAUGCAGCGCAAGGUAUACGGUCGUCAUGGCAUCAAGUACAGCACCAGCUGGAUGUGUUUUGGAGAAGAUGGAUCAUGGAGUACCUCCCACACUGA